AUGCCAUGCAAGCAUCCUACUGGUGACAGUGGGAUUCAUCCUAACUCUGCUAUGGUGGUACAUGAAGGACAGUUCUCAGAAGCCAUGGAGGAUGAUGUGGAGGUGAUGUUGGAGGAAGAUUAUGAACAUCUUGACACCGGAACCUUGCCUGAUGGCCUUGCCGACAUGAACAGUGGCCUUCAGUUGGGUUGGAAUGCUGCUGAAGAGGACAAUGCGGAAUCCAUUGGAGAAUUCACUGUGGUAGUUGGGUCUGAAGUUGGUAGUGGUGAGUUGGGAUGGGGUAAGCGGCUUAAACAGGCAAGAAACCUGGAGACGGAGAUGGAAGGGUACCGCUUUUAA
Cantharellus anzutake is the source of this 339-nucleotide messenger RNA. RefSeq lists its product as uncharacterized. The record is from RefSeq and is a predicted model, not a curated record. Lineage: Eukaryota; Fungi; Basidiomycota; Agaricomycetes; Cantharellales; Hydnaceae. The transcript has a single exon. The coding region runs from base 1 to 339 and encodes 112 amino acids.